This is a messenger RNA of Acanthopagrus latus (yellowfin seabream), 1619 nucleotides long. RefSeq names its product mitochondrial ribosome recycling factor (gene mrrf). The transcript has 7 exons. Gene Ontology annotation, biological process: translation. Bases 126 to 902 code for a protein of 258 amino acids. NCBI's taxonomy places the organism in Eukaryota, Metazoa, Chordata, Actinopteri, Spariformes, Sparidae. Gene Ontology annotation, cellular component: mitochondrion. Gene Ontology annotation, molecular function: ribosomal large subunit binding. The record is from RefSeq and is a predicted model, not a curated record.
CCUUGUACAGUAUCGAAGACAAAACCGGACGUCCAUUAUGUCCGCGCGUGUUGAUGACGAAAUAUAUGUCAAAUGUGGUUUCUACCUAGCUAACAUGCUUCUGUGGGGACUCUAAACUUGAAAUCAUGGCUUUGAAUCACCUGAACCUGCUGCGGCCGCUGUUGUGUCAGUCCCUGGUGCGACAGGUCAGGUGUCCCCUCGCGGCCACCUCCAGAGUCCGUCCACCGCUUCUGUACCCAGACACCACCUCCCUCCCCGCUGCAUGGCACGCCAGGCUCUAUGCCACCAAGAAGGCAAAAGCCAAGGCAAAGGGCCAGUCGGCUAAGGUGAAUAUUAAUUCAGCGCUGGUGGAAGACAUCAUCAGCCUGGAUGAAGUGGAGGCGGACAUGAGAGCUGUUCUCGACGCACUCAAAGAUGACUUUACACGCAACCUCAGCAUCCGAACCAUGCCAGGAGCUCUGGAUCACAUUGUGGUGACGACUCGAGAUGGGAAGUUUCCUCUCAACCAGCUGGGUCAGGUCUCCAUGAAAUCCCCUCAGGUCAUUAUGGUCAACAUGAGCAGCUUCCCAGAGGCCACAGCGGCUGCUGCCCGCGCCCUGAGCGAGAGUAGCAUGAACCUUAACCCAGAGGUGGAUGGGACGAUCAUCAAGGUGCCCGUUCCCAAAGUGACACGGGAAUACCGAGAGAACCUCACCAAGGUGGCCAAACAGUUAAGCAACAAGGCAAAAGACUCUCUGAGGAGAGUGCGAUCCAACGCUGUCACGCAGAUCAAAAAGGCGAAGGAAGGACACUCGGAGGACACCAUACGACUUGUAGAAAAACAGAUUCAGCAAUUGUCGGACAAAAUCUCAGCGGACAUUGACAAACAGCUUGCAGCCAAGACCAAGGAGCUGUUGGGGUGACUGUGACCAUUUCUUUUUUUUUUUUUUUUUCUGCUGUAUCAUUCGGGUGGAGCUGAACCUGCAGAUGGACACACCAAAACAGAAGCGACCUGUCAUUGUUAUCAUGUUAGUAAUAAACAGUGACUCAAUCAUGGUGAGGAGGUGGUUUGAAAGAGAACUGUUUUUCUGAUCCCUGCCCACAUCCCUGGCAAAGACCUUCUCCUCGCUGCCGGGUGAUAUCUUUCUUUAACCGUCAACGAGUAAGCAUAAACUGGCACGGAAGCAACAGCGACAGACUGCCAGUCACCUCCCUCCUCCGUUAUUACUCUUCCUGUCUUCAAACAAACACCAAACGAGGGACGAAUAGACUUUUAAUGGGAUUUGCGAGCCUCCUCCUAAUCAAACCCCUUGCCACAAGGGCCGCCUGUUUAUAUAAAACAAGCGCACCCGUCUGAAUGUAAACUGGCUGCGGGUUUGUCUUGGUGGCGAGAGCGAGCGAGAAAAAGGGAGGGAGAGUUUUGUUCCAGAGACGCAGGAUAUCAUUAGAGUGUUGCCAAACAUUUGUUUCGCAUUGAUUUCGAAGUCUGUUAAAAAAUGCACUUGAGAACAAAAAAAAAAAACGUUUAAUUUCUGCCCAUGUCUAGGAUUGAUAAUACAGCCGCUCUCUCAACAAUAAAGUCGGGAAAGCAACAUUAUUGAUGGACUCCAUUAAAGAAAAACACUGCUUUGUACAAUGUG